AUGCCGCUUCCAUGGAAGAAGACCAAGACCAACCGUAUUUCCCGGAUUGUUGCCGAUCUCCAGCCCCCCUCCCGCGGCGCCUCCCUCGUCGUCGAGACCGGCUUCCCCACCUCCGUCAUCGACCUCUUCGUCAAGAAUCGCGACCGUAUCAAGCGACAAUCCGCCAAGAGGAGCAAGAAGACCAAACACUUCCCCCCGCCCGAUCUCUCCGAUUCUCUUGCCCCGCCUCCCUCCCCCGAUUACGAUUCCCGCCCUCUCCCCAAUUCCUCCGCCGGACCCUCCCAAUUCGAUCAUCAUCAUCAUCCUGCCCCGGAACUUGAACUCCCUACUGCGAAUGCCGACGCCAAAUUGGAAUCCACUGGUACUCUGCUUGUUCUCGCGGUGAAGAUGUUUCUCGCGGUGAUUCCGGUUCUGAGUACCAGGAAACUCGCCAUCGGGAUUACUCUCUCCGCUUUCCUGCUUUUUCUCCUCCAAAUUUUGAGCAAGUUCGCGGUUGGUUUCGCCAAUCCCUUUUGGAUCUGGAAGCGGUUAUUCUCGGAGUUGGAGACUGCAACCGCCGCGGACCGCCGCCGAGACGGGUUCAUUGUUGAUCGUAGAAGAGAGGAAGAGCCGCCGAGCUCUGCCUCCGGCGAAAUCCAAGUCGUCGAACCGAAUUCCGAUCACGAACACGAGGGCCUGCAACAGGAAUUUCUGAGCCGGGAGAUCAAAUUGGGAUAUCUGUACGAGGAGGGCGAAAUCGAGGACCAAGACAAAUUCCAGGCCGCGAAGAAUGACCGGAGCAGGAGCGCGAAAUUGAAAGCGAAAUUCAACAAAUUGAUACCGAAGAAGCUGCGGAGUGGGAAGAGAGUGAAAUCCAGCAAGAGCAAGAACAAAACACAACUCUACAGCGAAUUUCCCGGUCCGGGCGCGCAAGAUCACGAUCAGGAAAACGAACACGGACCGGAAUGGAGCUGCGAGGAAGAAGAUGAAGAUCACGACGCGUGGGAAGAGCAUCAGAUUUGGACGCCUGAAGAAACGGGUGUUUCAUGUUCAAAUUCAUCAAAAUUCUGCAUCAGAAAUGGAAAUUUGGGUAAAGGGUAG
This is a messenger RNA of Momordica charantia (bitter melon), 1080 nucleotides long. The record is from RefSeq and is a predicted model, not a curated record. Lineage: Eukaryota; Viridiplantae; Streptophyta; Magnoliopsida; Cucurbitales; Cucurbitaceae.